Molecule: messenger RNA, 4285 nt
Organism: Abrus precatorius (Indian licorice)
Lineage: Eukaryota; Viridiplantae; Streptophyta; Magnoliopsida; Fabales; Fabaceae
Product: mediator of RNA polymerase II transcription subunit 33B-like
Exons: 10
Coding region: 36-3974 (1312 amino acids)
Biological process (GO): regulation of phenylpropanoid metabolic process
Cellular component (GO): mediator complex
Source: RefSeq, a predicted model, not a curated record
ACUUUUGAAAAAUUGAAAGAGAGAAAGGAAAAGGAAUGGGAGAGAAAGAGAGUGUGGUGUGGGAGGGAGUGAUGGAAGUGACCAAGUGGGCGCAGAAGAAGAACACAGACCCUCUGCUGUGGUCCAUUCAGGUCACUUCAACCCUCAACUCCGCCGGGAUCUCUCUGCCUUCCAUACACCUCGCACACCGUCUUGUUUCUCACGUGUGUUGGGACAAUCACGUGCCUAUCACCUGGAAAUUCCUCGAGAAAGCCAUGGCCGUUAGAAUCGUCCCUCCUUUCCUCGUCCUCGCUCUUCUCUCCAACCGCGUUCUCCCCCGCCGCCACCUCCACCCCGCCGCCUACAGCCUCUACAUCGACCUCCUCAACCGCCAUGCCUUCUCUCUCUCCUCUCUCAUCCAUUCUCCCAAUUAUCACAAGGUCAUGCUCUCUCUUCACCACGUUCUUCCUUUUUCUCAACUCUACGAUUCCCAUCCCGGUGUCGUUCUCGUCCACUUCGUCUUCACUGUUGUCUCCCAGUUACUCGAAGCUUCCUUGGACGACGAAGGAUUGCUCGGACAUAAACCUACCACGUUCUCCCAUCCUGAUUUGCCCCUUGAUCCUUCUAACUCCAACUUCAACGACGCUUUGCACACCAAGAACUCCGCCAUGGCUAUUCAGACUAUUGCUCGCUUUCUUCAAGACAAAGUCACUUCCAGGAUUCUCUCCUUGCUUCAUCGAAACAUGCCUGCGCAUUGGGCACCUUUCGUUCACCAACUGCAGCGACUUGCGGCCAACUCUUUGGUGUUGAGGAGCUUGAAACACGUUACUCCAGAGUCACUUUUUCCUUUCGAUUUCAAUUCUAAUGAGCUUAAGCUUUUCUCUAAUGAAUCCAAAACGACGCCUAAGCUUGAACUCAGUGCCAUCAUGGCUGCCUCUCCGUUAUCUUGCGCCGUUCAGUCUCGUCACGAUAGUUGGUCUUCUCUUUGGCUCCCUAUUGAUCUUAUCCUCGAGGAUGCAAUGGAUGGCCAUCACGUCGCAGAAAAUAGUGCUGUUGAAGUUCUUACCGGGCUGGUGAAAGCUUUACACGCAGUGAAUGGUACUGCAUGGCACAAUGCCUUUCUAGGUUUAUGGAUUGCAGCACUACGACUAGUUCAAAGGGAGAGGGAUCCAAGUGAGGGUCCUGUACCUCGCCUUGAUACCUGCUUGUGUAUGUUAUUGUGCAUUGCAACCCUUGUAGUUGCUAAUAUUAUUGAAGAAGAGGAAGGGGAACUUAUGGAAGAAGCUGAACGUAGCCCUACAAAUCAAAGGAAGGACAAACAGGCUUUGGGAGAGUGUCGUGGGGAAUUGGCUACCAGCUUAAAGCUAUUGGGCGAUUAUGAGGACUUACUCAAUCCACCUCAAUCUGUUACUUGGGUAGCCAAUCAGGCUGCUGCCAAGGCUAUUCUGUUCAUAUCAGGACACAAUGGAUACUUGGAAUCUAUGAAUGUCAAUGACUUGCCCACUACCUGUUCUGGUAACUUAAGACAUCUGAUCAUUGAGGCUUGUAUUGCGAGACAUCUGCUUGAUACCUCAGCUUAUUUCUGGCCUGGUUAUGUGAGCGGACCUUGCAAUCAGCUACCUCAUAGUAUUCCUAACCAUUUGCCUAGCUGGUCAUCAUUUAUGAAGGGAUCGCCACUGACUCCUCCAUUGGUUAAUGUCUUGGUCGCAACUCCUGCUUCUAGCUUAGCAGAGAUUGAGAAAAUAUUUGAAUUUGCAAUCAAUGGCUCGGAUGAAGAAAAGAUAUCUGCUGCUACCAUUCUUUGUGGAGCAUCUUUAGUACGUGGUUGGAAUGUGCAGGAACACGUUACUUUUUUCAUCAUAAAGAUGCUUUCCCCUCCAGUUCCUCCUAAAUAUUCUGGGACUGAAAGCUAUUUGAUUAGCCAUGCUCCAUUUUUGAAUGCCCUUCUGGUUGGAAUUUCACCCGUUGACAGCGUUCAGAUAUUCUCCCUACAUGGUGCGGUUCCACUACUUGCAGCUGCGCUAAUGCCAAUAUGUGAGGCUUUUGGAUCAUGUGUUCCUAAUGUCUCAUGGACUGCUGCAAAUGGUGAAAAGCUCACAUGUCAUGCAGUGUUCUCGAAUGCAUUUAUUCUCCUGCUGAGAUUAUGGCGUUUUAAUCAUCCACCUGUUGAACAUGUGAUGGGGGGUGCAGCUACUCCAGCAUUAAGAUCACAAUUAGGUCCUGAGUACCUUCUAUUGGUUCGAAAUUGUAUGUUAGCAUCCUUUGGGAAAUUACCAAGAGAUCGAGUAAGAAGCAGAAGGUUUUCAAAGAUGAUAAGUUUUUCUUUGGAGCCCUUGUUUAUGGAAUCCUUUCCAAAACUAAAUAUUUGGUAUCGGCAACAUCGAGAAUGUAUGGCAUCCACCCGCUAUGCUCUUGCACCGGGAGGGCCAGUUCCUCAGAUUGUUGAAGCACUACUAAGCAUGAUGUCCAGGAAAAUAAAUCGAAGUGCUCAGUCAUUGACACCUACAACAUCAGGAAGCAGCAAUUCUUCUGGUUCGUCUAUGGAUGAUGUUUUGGUGAAACUCAAAGUGCCUGCAUGGGAUAUUCUUGAAGCAGCUCCAUUUGUUCUUGAUGCUGCCCUUACUGCCUGUGCCCAUGGAAGACUCUCUCCCCGUGAAUUGGCUACAGGUCUCAAAGAUCUUGCUGAUUUUCUUCCGGCAUCUUUGGGUACAAUUGUAAGCUACUUAUCGGCUGAAGUAACACGUGGCAUAUGGAAGCCAGCUUUUAUGAAUGGAUCUGAUUGGCCUAGCCCUGCUGCAAAUUUAUCCAUUGUCGAGCAACAAAUCAAGAAAAUUCUAGCAGCCACUGGCGUUGAUGUCCCAAGCCUUGCUAUAGAUGGGAAUGCUCCCGCUACACUUCCUUUACCAUUGGCGGCUUUUCUUAGUCUCACAAUAACAUAUAAACUGGAUAAAUCUUAUGAGCGCUUCCUUGUUUUGGUUGGCCCAUCUUUGAUCGCCCUUGCUUCUGGUUGCCCCUGGCCGUGCAUGCCUAUUGUGGGUUCUUUGUGGGCUCAGAAGGUGAAGCGUUGGAGUGACUUUUUUGUAUUCUCUGCUUCUGGAACUGUCUUCCACCAUAGCAGGGAUGCUGUAGUUCAGCUCUUAAAAAGUUGCUUCACCUCCACCCUUGGGCUUGGCUCUGCCUGUAUUUAUAACAAUGGUGGUGUUGGCGCCCUCCUUGGUCAUGGCUUUGGUUCUCACUGCUGUGGAGGGAUUACUCCAGUUGCUCCUGGUAUUCUCUACUUAAGAGUUUACAGGUCAAUUAGAGAUGUCAUGUUCUUGACAGAAGAAAUUGUCUCUCUUUUAAUGCUUUCAGUUAGAGAUAUUGCGAAUGGUGGGUUGCCCAAAGGUGAAAUGGAGAAGCUAAAGAAGACCAAGUAUGGGAUGAGAUAUGGACAGGUUUCUCUUGCUGCAUCUAUGACACGUGUUAAGCAUGCUGCUAUUCUUGGGGCAUCGUUUCUUUGGAUAUCUGGUGGAUCGGGUUUGGUUCAAUCUCUGAUUACUGAAACUUUACCUUCCUGGUUUUUGUCAGCCCAAGGAUUAGAACAGGAAGUUGGAGAAUCUGGGGUUGUGGUUGCUAUGCUGAGGGGUUAUGCACUCGCAUGUUUUGCUGUGCUUAGUGGGACAUUUGCUUGGGGUAUUGACUCUUCGUCACCAGCAUCAAAACGUCGACCAAAGGUUCUUGGAAUUCAUUUAGAAUUUCUUGCAAAUGCCCUAGAUGGGAAAAUAUCACUUCGCUGUGAUUGUGCAACUUGGUGCGCAUAUGUGUCCGGGGUUAUGAGCUUGAUGGUGAGCUGCACACCACUGUGGAUCCAGGAGCUUGAUGUGGGUAUGUUGAAGAGAGUGAGCAAUGGAUUGCGACAGUUGAAUGAAGAAGACUUGGCUCUGCGCCUAUUAGAAAUUAGAGGGACAAGUGUCAUGGGUGAGGUAGCUGAAAUGAUAAGCCAAAGUAGAUUUUAACCGGCCAGCAUGGUGCAUAUGUGCUUAUACGACGACCCCUUUUUUUCUUUUUUGCAGUUAGGGAUUUUGAUAUUCAUUUCAGGAGGAAACAUGGCAUUUGAUUACUACCUGUUGCCAUUUCUGUACAUAGCAAUGUAAAUUUCAUAAAUUUAUAUUUGGACCUGACAAAACCAAUUAUUUUUCAGCUCAUAGUGUAAACAUUUAAUCAUUAGAAGUGUUACAGUAGAUAUCAUGGUCAUGCGUUCUUGUAGCAUUAUCAGAUUUCAUUGUCGGUCGUACGAGGAAAUUUUCUGGGAAAUAUUUUUGUUCGU